Megalobrama amblycephala (Wuchang bream) is the source of this 2300-nucleotide messenger RNA. It is a transcript of the gene igsf5b, whose product is annotated as immunoglobulin superfamily, member 5b. Gene Ontology annotation, biological process: cell-cell adhesion. The record is from RefSeq and is a predicted model, not a curated record. NCBI's taxonomy places the organism in Eukaryota, Metazoa, Chordata, Actinopteri, Cypriniformes, Xenocyprididae. The transcript is spliced from 8 exons. Bases 10 to 1254 code for a protein of 414 amino acids.
GAUGGAUGGAUGGUCAUUUUUCUACCCAAGUCCUGGGUUGAGCCUUUUUGGGUCAUUUUAUUGGGUUAUUUUACCAGUGUUUUGGUAGUUUUUGUGUUAUCCAGAUCCUGGGUCAGACAUAACCCAGGGGUUGAGUUAUUUAUCACGGGCUUUUGCGCCCUCUUCAGGAUAGCAGUGCAGCUCCGUCAAAUUGGUGCAUGUCUUCGGUUAAAUACAGGUUUGUCUGUGGCCUCUUUUAUCCAUCUGGAACCCAAGAACGCCACUGUGUUGCGAGGCAGUGAGGUCCACUUUAACUGCAGCACUGAUGAAUCCUGGGAUGUCAUGACGUGGCUGCUGGGUGGAAGGACAAUCCUCUCUAUCUCUGUGGAUCAUGGUCCUCUGGGCAGAGAUGAGAGAGUGUCGACAGUCAAUCACUCCAUGUCAUCUGUCUCAGUGUGGGAGUUAGUCCUGAUGAACGCCUCUUUCAGCCCUACAGUUCAGGAGGUCACAUGUGAACUGCUGCCUCCGAAACUGGGCAGAUCAUCGUCGGACCUGUUUGUACAAGAAAAGGGAAAUGUCAGGAUUUUGGAGGGUGACCUGUCAGUUCAAGAAGGAAUGCUUGUCACCUUCCAUUGCCAAGCAAUUGGCUGGUAUCCGAACCCUUCAGUGUCCUGGCUGGUCAACGCCACCACUGUGGACAGAGGCGACUACAACACCAGCAGUCUUCAGGACCCCAGCGGCCUUUUCAACUCCAGCAGUGUGCUUCAGAUAAAAGCAGAGGUGAGCACCGCAGUGGAGUGUUGGGCGUCUGUGUCUGCCGAUCUAGCCCACGAAACCAGCAGAGUCAAUCUGACUGUAGUGGCACCGGAAACUACAGAGGACUACACAGUUGUGAUCGCCGUGAUAGUGUCGGUGUGUACGAUCAUUCUGCUGGCAGUGCUCAUCCUCAUCUUGUGCUAUAGAAAAAAACUGACAAAAUUGAGCUCUGAAAAUAAAGUCAGCUCCUCUUCAUGGACUGUCAAUUUAAGCAGUGAGAGGAGGUGCGUUGCUGAUGAAACCAGAGGAAACGUGAACCCAGGAUACAACGCUGAAGACGUAACAAGUUCAGGACACAGUGACCUCAGGAAUAGAGCUGACAGCACGAUACACAUCAUCAGCCCUCCACGGGUUCCUGAUAUUGUCAUUUUCAGCUAUCAAAAUCAGAAAGAGGAAGAUGUUUCGAACUUGUACUGCAAGGAAGCAAAGAAGACAGUCCGAAGGGUCACUACUGUUUGACCUCAGGGUCAACCCAUUGCAAGCAAGGCUGUUUACAUACUGCUGAUUUGGACCAGCUUUCUGCUUAGAGAGAGAGAGCCACAUAUUCAAUCUGGCAUUACUCUACAACGGUCAUAUCUGCUGAAGAUGAAGAUUCACUGGCUGGCAUGUCAAGAGGACUGGGACAUGUGACAUAAUCAUAUGAGCCCUGCGGUGAUGUCAACUGCAUGCAAACAUUGUCAUACAGCCAUUUUUUUUUACUUUAAAAAGCAUUAUGUAUUUUUCAAUCGGAAUAUUUUAUAAAUUAUUUUUGUGGAUCAAUAUUUUACACAUCAGUAUUGAUAACGGUAUUGCCAUUUUUUUUGCCCGAAAAGAAAAUAAGUGUUAUCGUCCAUAUACUGUACUUCAAGUAUUGAUUGGUAUACUGCGUAAAAACCUUGCGUAUCCCCCCCAAAAAAAAUUCUCAGAUGGUUUAGGGUUCAAAUUAGGAGAAAUGUGCGAUUUUCUUUCUCGUGUUUUUCUGGCUGUGCGUCAGUCAUGGAUGGCAACUCCUGAAUAAAUUAGGGUCACCCUCAGAAAGUCACACAAAGCUGUCGUGAUAUGAGAGGGCGAUAACAUAACCCUUUUGUUUUUGUUUGGGUCUCCAGACCAGUGUUAUCUUUCCUAGACCUGCUUGUGUUACUGAGGUUUUCAUUUGCCAUUCACAAGUGGUGGAUUGAUGUCAGGGUCAAGCAGACUGUUUCUCUGGGGUGAUUUACACAGGCCACUGUUUGUCUUUCAAAGACUUCUGCAUCAUUGCUUCUGAAGUCUGUUUCCCUUCUCUCUCCCGCUCUCUUCUUGUUUUGGCAUUUCCCACAGAGGAUGUCUUGAUUGCCUCGCUCUGUUCUGAGAAAACGUUGUUGCAAUGCAGUCUUUGAGACAUGAUAGAUAAUAAACGUGGUAUUCUUCUACAAAUUUUCAUUGUUUCUGUAAUCGUUCUGUAAAAGUGUCAUUUGUUCCCUAUGAUGCAUCCAUUUGUAGAAAACAUUUAAAUCUUUUUAAAGGAUUAAAAUAAUAAAAAAAAGACA